AUGGUGCGCGACGCGUGGGUGUUCUUCACGGGGCGGGGGGACUCGGAGCUGGCGCGACAGACGAAAAGAUUGCAGUUCGAAGCCGCUAAGCUGAGGGCCCUGCGGGUGGCACAGCAGCAGGUGGUGGAGGAAACGGCAUUGGAGCAUGUGAGGCGAGUGGUGGGGGAGAUGCAGCAGCUGAAGCAGCAGCUCGAUGGCAUGGAGGAGGCCGCAAAGGCUCUGGCUGAGAGUGUAGCGGAGCAGGCUAAAGCGAGGAUGCAGCAGGAGGAGGAGGAGGAUGACAG
Molecule: messenger RNA, 284 nt
Organism: Closterium sp. Yama58-4
Lineage: Eukaryota; Viridiplantae; Streptophyta; Zygnematophyceae; Desmidiales; Closteriaceae
Source: the annotation of a GenBank genome assembly